AUGAAUCCUCAGAUCCCGCGCUACGACGUCGUUGUAAUUGGCGGAGGCCCGACCGGCUUGGGCGCAGCGAAGCGGUUGAAUCAGCUAGUGAGACAUCUCGUAUCACGCAAAAUCUUGGACAUGACGCUGAUGGAGACGGGGAAAACCCCAGAACCAAGGCAGCUGGGCGCUUUACGAGAAGACUUCAAACGCCGGGGGCUUGUCGUCGACUUGCAUCACCAAAGAGGGCUCGUUGACUAUGGCGGACAUGUGGUCUUCAGCCACUAUAAAUUCUUUGACGAGUGUCUGGAUGAAGCAUUGCCCCGGGAGCAAGACUGGUGCCGGCACCAGCGCAUCUCGUACAUCCGCUUCAAGGAUCGCUGGGUCCCAUAUCCUUUCCAAAACAAUCUGUCCGCCCUGUCGGUAGAUGACCAAGUCACAUGUCUCGGCGGUCUCAUUGAUGCAGCGGCGCAGGCCAAGACGGCGCCAAAGCCCAAGACGUUUGACGAAUGGAUGCUGCUCAACUUGGGCGAGGGCAUUGCCGACUGCUUCAUGCGCCCGUACACGUGGAAGGUCUGGGCAACGAGGCCUACCAAGAUGCAGUGCGCCUGGCUGGGAGAGCGGGUGCCGGCGCCGGACGCGAAAAAGGCGGCGACCAAUGUGCUCAAAGGUGUGGUACAAGGCAACUGGGGACCUAAUGCGACAUUUCGCUUCCCCAGCGCGGGCGGGACGGGCCACAUCUGGGAAGCCGUAGCAAGCACUCUUCCGCAAGAUCGCUUGCAUUACAACAAGACGAUCUCUUCAGUUGACGAAGACCAGAAAUUUGUCACUUUUGAAGAUGGCGAGGUUGUUCAAUAUGGGCAUCUUAUCACGACUAUGCCGCUUGACAUCCUGGUUUCAAAAAUGAAACACGCAGACAGGUAUUCCACCUGCAGGAGGCUUGCCUAUUCCUCAACCAAUGUCGUUCUGGUGGGAAUCCGUGGUACACGUCCUGACGCUAUUGGGUCGACUUGCUGGUUUUACUUUUCUGAAGACAAUUGUCCCUUCUACCGCGCCACCGUCUUUUCAAAUUAUGCUCCAGGAAACGUCCCGACGCCCAGCACAAAACUCCCUACUAUACGUCUUGCGGAUAAUUCGAGGUUGCCGGAUCCGACACCGCGCGCGGGGCCAUAUUGGUCUCUACUCCUAGAGGUUUCCGAGUCGGUAGAGAAACCGGCAAGUCCGAGUCUGCUAGAAGACUGUAUACAAGGGCUUCUCAACACGGGUUUACUCGGAGCAGAGGACGAGAUUGUCUCGCUAUUCCAUAAACGCUGUCAUCAUGGCCAUCCUACGCCAAAUCUUGAGCGCGAUUCCGUGCUCAACGAGGUGCUACCAGCGUUGCGAGACCUCAAUAUCUACUCUCGUGGCCGAUUCGGUAGUUGGAAGUAUGAGGUCAGCAAUCAGGACCACUCAUUCAUGCUUGGAGUAGAGGCUGUGGACAAUAUCCUUUUUGGAGCCACCGAAUUGUCUCUGUUGUAUCCAGAUGUCGUGAAUGGCCGGUCAAAUAACGAGCGAACGCUCCAGAUUGGCACCAUGAAGCAGACUGCGCCGAAUGGCUUCCGUGUAUGA
Messenger RNA from Pestalotiopsis fici W106-1, 1587 nucleotides. RefSeq lists its product as uncharacterized. The record is from RefSeq and is a predicted model, not a curated record. NCBI's taxonomy places the organism in Eukaryota, Fungi, Ascomycota, Sordariomycetes, Amphisphaeriales, Sporocadaceae. Gene Ontology annotation, molecular function: oxidoreductase activity. The transcript has 4 exons. Bases 1 to 1587 code for a protein of 528 amino acids.